Cajanus cajan (pigeon pea) is the source of this 2038-nucleotide messenger RNA. RefSeq lists its product as uncharacterized. The record is from RefSeq and is a predicted model, not a curated record. Gene Ontology annotation, cellular component: cytoplasm. Gene Ontology annotation, biological process: rRNA base methylation. Lineage: Eukaryota; Viridiplantae; Streptophyta; Magnoliopsida; Fabales; Fabaceae. Gene Ontology annotation, molecular function: rRNA (uridine-N3-)-methyltransferase activity.
UGAAGUUUCAAAUGUUUUGUCAUUUAGAGAGAGUAAAGUGAUAGUCGUCGUUCUCACUUCUCAAUCACACUACACUUUCGAAACGGAAGAAACUAAGAACAAAUUCAACAUGAUUCUACAACAACAAGAUGAUGAAGUAAAAUGGGUAACUCAUUAUUCAAGUGAUCAUCAAAUACUGUUGGUGGGGGAGGGUGAUUUCUCUUUCUCCCUUUCCCUCGCCAAAUCAUUUGGUUCUGCUGCCAACAUCGUCGCUUCAUCGCUCAACUCCUACGAUGAUGUUAUCAAGAUGUACAAACAUGCAAAGUCAAAUUUAGAUGACUUACACAAGCUGGGAGCAUGCUUAUUACAUGGAGUGGAUGCAACCAAAAUGAAGCUUCAAUCAGAUUUAAAAAUGCGGAGUUUUGAUCGAGUUAUUUUCAAUUUUCCUCAUGCCGGCUUUCACGGGAGGGAAGAUGACACUUCACUGAUUAAGAAGCAUAAAGUCCUUGUGCGAGGAUUCUUCAAUAAUGCAAGUCGCAUGCUUCGAGCGGAUGGUGAAAUUCAUGUUAGUCAUAAAAAUACAGCUCCUUUUACCAACUGGAACAUAGAGCAACUUGCGAAACAAUGCUUUUUGAAAUUGAAGGAGUGUGUUGACUUCAAGAGAGAAGAUUACCCAGGUUACAAUAAUAAGAGAGGUGAUGGCCAUAAAUGUGAUGAACCCUUUCCACUUGGUGUGUGCUGCACAUAUAAGUUUAUUUGCAAUCGUAAAACUAAGCCAAACCAUAUGAAGAGAAAUCAAAUGAUGGUUUCUAGACAACAAACAAAUCUCCCUAUACAAAAGAUUGAGAAUGCUGUGGAGCAAUUACCAAUUUCAGUUCAUCUCAGCUAUAAUCCUCAAACAAAUCACUUUCCAAAAAUUAAAGAAGCAGACCCAUCAAUAUUUGGCUUAACAAAUACACACAAUAUACACACUUCAAUCCCUCAGGGUCACUUUAAUAGCAUUGAAGAAGUACAUGGAAGAGGUGUUCCUUCUGGUGGCUAUUCUGCCUUUCGUGGUCCAAGUCUCAGCUCUCUAAGAACAUUGCAACCAAUGGAGCCAUUGCAAUCUUUGCAACCAUGCCCAACAGCAUCUAAUGUUAGACAUUCUCUGACAGAUCAUGUUAGAACAAUGAAUACCUUCUCGCAUGAUUCUAGAAAUGAAGGAUAUCAGGUCUAUGGUGGAAGCUCAAAUUAUUUGCGAGAUGAAUUUGGUAGAACAACAGCUCACAGGGCAAGUUAUUCUUUUGAUGGUCCCAGUAUGAGAGAUCAAUUGCGGAAAUGGCCAACAUCAACUAAUGUUGGAUAUUUUUGGAGAGAUCAUGUUAGAUCAAUGGAUACUGUUCCAUUAUCACUUGGUGCUAGAAAUGAAGGCUAUCAGGUGUGUGGUGGCAGGUCAAUUUAUUUGCAAGAACUGAGUAGAACAAUGGAUCAGAGGGAAAAUGUUUCUUUUGAUGAAAGUCUCACUUUGAGAGAUACAUCACUGAAGUGGCCAACAGUAAAUCAUGUUGGACAUUGUUCGAACAAUCAUGUUAGACCAAUGGAUGCUGUUCCCUUAUCAUUUGGUGCUCGAAAUGAAGGCUAUCAGGGCUAUGGUGGCAGCUCAAAUUAUUGGCAGGAAGAAGUCGGCAGAACAACGGCUCAUAGGGCAAGUUAUUCCUUUGAUAGAGUGAGGUUUGACAGAUACAUAGCUGAAGCGCCUUGGAGAACUGCUCAGAGUGAGCUUCACCGAAUGAAUAAUUUGAUGCCAUAGAGGAGAAGGGUGUUUGUUGAAUGCUGAUCAUCAUACCCUGAAUGGAAACUGAAACAAAGGAAUUUUAAUACCAGUGAACACUGUUGUUUUGGUUUUGUGUGAAUAAAUAAUCUAUGGAUUGACAUUGUAAAAGUUUUAGUUUUGGUUUUGUUUGUUAUAUUCAAUAGCUAGCCGAAGCUGUGAUGCUGGUAUAAUUUUGUCAUCAACAUUUAGCUUAUGUUGAUUUUUAUGCAGUAUGCUUUUGUUAAAUCAAUUAUGCUGUAAGAAAUU